AUGGCCGCUGGAGACGUGACGCGGCGAGCAUCUAUCACGGCACCCUCUAUGCAUCGCCGUCCUUCGGCCAGGAGAGGUUCACUGAUCAAGAGUUCUCAACCAUCGUCUUCUCAGGAGGUGCCAUGGGACAUAAUAGACCGGUGCGCUCUACCGGUAGUGCUUUGCCACGCUUUAGCCGUUGUUCUGUCAGCGCUGUUAAACGCUUUACAUCUCAGCCAAAUAUCAGUCUUCACUUUGUUCCUCUGGUUUGCCAUCUCAGUUACCGGUUCUCUUUGGUUCUACCAUAAUCUUCAGGUAACAGCUGCAGGGAAAGCGGUUUUGGUGACAGGAUGUGACAAUGUGUUGGGAAAUGCUCUGGCUAGAAGAUUGGACGACUUGGGCUAUCAUGUGUUCGCGGGUUUUCAAAACAAGGCAGGCAACAUUGACGCUGACAUGCUCAAAGAAGACUGCUCCGGAAGGUUGCACACCUUGCAACUUGACAUAACAUCAGAAACACAGUUUCCGGUAAUCCAAGUCUACGUCGUUAAGAUUCUUUCAGCGUCUCUGUACAUAGUUGAUCACCUGCCAGAGGGCGCUCAAGGUCUUUGGGCAAUCGUGAACUGCGAAUCCUGGUGUGCUUUGGGUGAACUAGAAUGGGUGCCGUUUUCCGUAAUACGACGCGCCAUGGAAGUUAAUUUGUUAGGACCGGCUCGUUUAGUUCAAGUGAUGCUGCCUUUAGUGCGCCGUGCUCGUGGACGUGUUGUUCUGGCAUCAUCGAUCCUAACUCACGUUGCUGCUCCAGUAAGAGGUGUUCAUGCAGCUUCAUUGGCCGCCUUGGACGCGCUUGCUGCCUGUCUGCGGCGAGAACUCAAACCUAGGGGUGUUGAUGUUGUCGUUGUCGCUGCGGGUGAAUACACUACAGGUAGCGCUUGGCUCUCCGAGGAGAAACUUCUAGAGCAAGCUAGGGAUAUGUGGAAAAGACUCAGUGACGAACAAAAGGGCGCCUACGGAGAGGAUUACUUCGAACAAGCGCUGAGGAGCCUUGAGAAAUACACAAAAAGCCCUGACGCUGACCUAACGGCUGUGACGCGGGCGCUUAGUGAUGGCGUCACCCGCACCUUCCCUCUGGCUCGCUACACCCCGGUCUCCCCGCGAGAGAAACUAAAGUCUCUCCUCGCUGAGCACAUGCCACGAUCUCUUUACGAAGGACUCUACGCCGACUAG
This is a messenger RNA of Danaus chrysippus (African queen), 1203 nucleotides long. Lineage: Eukaryota; Metazoa; Arthropoda; Insecta; Lepidoptera; Nymphalidae. The record is from the annotation of a GenBank genome assembly.